This is a messenger RNA of Drosophila nasuta, 459 nucleotides long. RefSeq lists its product as uncharacterized. Lineage: Eukaryota; Metazoa; Arthropoda; Insecta; Diptera; Drosophilidae. Bases 1 to 459 code for a protein of 152 amino acids. The record is from RefSeq and is a predicted model, not a curated record. The transcript has a single exon.
AUGCCGUACAUUAAUUCGGGCAAUUGCACCUACGCAGAUAAUGUUCAGCUGAAUUUUGUAUGCGAUGCCAAAUUAACCAAAACAAUGUGGCAUCGUUGGAGUGAUAAUAGAGUCAGCAAAUCGGAGGAAUACGCUGUGUGGGAGAGUUCGAAGGAAAAGGAUGCGGUUGUACUUGUCUCAUUCAAGAAAUCCAAGCUGUUUGACUACAAAACCAUUAAAAUGGACUCACUGCAUUACAAGAUAUUUGGUGUCGAAAAUGGCAAAGAUGUUGAAAUCGAAUUGAAGGAUGGCAACACGAAUUGCUUUGCCUUUGGCGUACGCUAUGUAAGCGAUCUAAGAAACCAUUGUCUGGACCUCGACUACAAUCCAGAUGAUAUUGUUGCAUAUCCCAUAAUCCACUAUUCCAAGCCAAUAUUGAACUUCUUCCAACCGAAAGGUUAUGCAAAUGGGCAUGUGUGA